UAACAGACGCCCUUUGCGUACGGAUACAGGACGCGUGCAGCCAUGGAGCAGCGGGCGAAGGCAAGCGAGGUCGACGGCACGGCUGCCCACCAUGGCGCCCCACGCGAGUUCCUGGGUGCAGACACGGCGGAGAAGCAACGAGGCGGAGGCGACGACGUCGUCAGCGGUGGUGGCGGCGCCGCAAAGCUGGAGAAGGAGGAUGCGAAGGAGAAGACGGCGGCGGAGGGGGUGAAGCCGCUGCCGCACAAGCAGGUUCGGCAGCCCAGCGAUGUGUACAACCCGGAGCUCGAGCGCCUCUGAGCUGAAGCUCAUUUAUGUACCGAGUAUUAUGUUGCUUGCAUGCCCUUGGUUAAUCGUAAGCUAAUAUACUUCGAGAAUUUUAUCGCUGUUUUGCUAA
Messenger RNA from Triticum urartu, 397 nucleotides. RefSeq lists its product as uncharacterized. Lineage: Eukaryota; Viridiplantae; Streptophyta; Magnoliopsida; Poales; Poaceae. The record is from RefSeq and is a predicted model, not a curated record.